AUGGCGACGCGGAAGAUAGAGAGGGAAAACGAGCGAAGAGAAGGUGAGGCUGAAGAGAUUGGGUUCGUAGUCUAUAUCUGCGCUUUCGAUGAAGAGGAGAUCAGUGGAGAGAAAGAGCGCGACCCUCGCACAAUGCAGGGGUGUUUUGUCGUCAUCAUGCGUAAUGAAAAACCCGCAGCACCUACAGUCGGCUGCUUUUCCCGUCCAGUAGCCUAUCAACCGGCGUUUAGCUUUGGUUGGUUCGACCUGUCUUAA
Messenger RNA from Penicillium canescens, 255 nucleotides. RefSeq lists its product as uncharacterized. Bases 1 to 255 code for a protein of 84 amino acids. Lineage: Eukaryota; Fungi; Ascomycota; Eurotiomycetes; Eurotiales; Aspergillaceae. The record is from RefSeq and is a predicted model, not a curated record. The transcript has 2 exons.